GGUUAAUACUUUAACGCCCAUAACAUAUAAAGUUUCGUUUAAUAAUUUAUAUACAAUGUAUUUUUAAAUGUGAAGGGUAUUUUAUAACAAGAUCAAGCAAUUAGGUACAAAAUUGUAACCAGUGUAAAUUGGUGUAAUGUUAAAACUGUCAAUUUAAUUAAAUUGUCAUCAUUUUCACAAAUAUUUUUAAAACAUUUUAAUAUGGAAACCCAAGAAACAACAACAAGACCUUUUCUUGUAGUACAUGGUGCUAAUAUAACGGGAGUGAAGAAACCAACAAGUUACAUAGAGACACUAAUACACGCAAUAAAGGCAUAUGUUGGUUCAGGGAUUUUUGCAAUGGGAGCAGCGCUUAUGAACAGUGGAAUGCUUUUGGGUCCAUUGUUAUUACUAGUAAUAGCUUUGAUAAAUUUGCACUGUCAACAUUUACUUAUUAAAGCUUGUGUUAAAAUUGCUGAAAAAGAAGCCGUUUUAGUGCAACCAAGUUUUGCAGAAACUGUACAAUAUACCUUUGAAGAUAGUAACUCUGAAUGGUUGAAAAAACAUUCAAAAGCUUUUGGAAUUGUAACUGAUGUAUUUAUAAUUGCUGCUGAAUAUGGAUUUUGCGUUGUUUACUUCAUAUUUGUUUCUAAACACCUUGGUGAGAUUGCUGAGGCUUACAGUUGGAAACAAAAUUAUCGAGUGAUUCUUGCAAUUAUUUUACUUCCCAUGUGGGUGUCCACUUUUUUAGGCAACCUAAAGUUGCUAACACCUAUUUCGUUAAUCGCAAACAUUAUCAUGUGGAUUGGAAUUGUUUUGGUUCUGUAUUAUUCUAUGGCAAACUUGGAUGUGACAACUAAGCGAAAUUUAAUAUCACACCCCGAGAAACUCCCUCUUUUUUUCGGGAUAGUCUUAUUUGCAUUUGAAGGAAUUACUUUCAUCAUUCCUCUACGAAUGGAAAUGAAGGAACCAGAGUUUUUCACUAGCCCUUGUGGCAUUUUAAAUUUAACAAUGGUAGUAAUAAUAAUUCUGUACUCUCUUGUUGGUGUGUUUGCUUAUUGGAUGUGGGGAGAUAAAGUCGAAGGAAGUGCUUUCCUUAACUUACCACAAGAAGAAGGAUUGGCUAUAGCUACCAAAAUUUUAAUAUCAGUGGGAGUAAUGUUUACGUUUGCUUUGCAUAUGUAUAUUCCUUUUGAAAUUGCGUAUCCGCGAUUUUAUAGAAAGUGGGGACCUUUCAAGCAUCCAGUCUUGAUUAUAUACACUUACAGAUCAGUGGCUGUGUUAAUAACAUAUGGUUUGGCAAAUAUUAGUGCCAAUUUGGCUACGUUUAUUUCGUUGAUUGGGGCUUUAACUGGUGCUUUUUUGGCACUGUUUCUACCCGCAUUACUCGAACUGGUAAUGAUGUAUGGGUCGUUAACAUAUUUUGUUAUUGUAAAAGAUAUAUUUAUAAUUGUUGUGGCUGUUGGUUCGGCAAUUACUGGCACAGUAUUGUCAAUUAUGAGUAUUGUAAAUGAAUACAUGGGCGAGGAUUGACUGAAGUACUGCACAUUCUUACAAAUGACUUCGUAUGCGGUUAAAAAAUACAAAUAAACAUUUUUUUUGCGUUUUGUCAUUUUAUCACUUUUCACAAUAUUUGGUAU
This is a messenger RNA of Tribolium castaneum (red flour beetle), 1619 nucleotides long. RefSeq names its product proton-coupled amino acid transporter-like protein CG1139. Gene Ontology annotation, biological process: amino acid transmembrane transport. The transcript is spliced from 8 exons. Gene Ontology annotation, molecular function: L-amino acid transmembrane transporter activity. Bases 202 to 1512 code for a protein of 436 amino acids. The record is from RefSeq and is a predicted model, not a curated record. NCBI's taxonomy places the organism in Eukaryota, Metazoa, Arthropoda, Insecta, Coleoptera, Tenebrionidae.